AUGCCUGCAGGACGACCACCAAGUGAUAUUGAUCAAUAUAAAGAAGAGAUAUCCUCCAGCUUUUUGAAUGGCCAGAGCGUAUCUAAUAUUACUAAAAUACUGUCUGAUAAAUAUCAGAUUACUGUUCAUUCUCAAACAAUUCGAAGGCGGCUUCAACAAUGGGGUGUCUCACGUACGAAUCACGAAUCCAAAGAACUAGAGGAUAAGAUCAAAGAACUAUAUUUCCAACAUGGUUUACGUGACCGUCAAAUCAUCCAUGCCCUAGAAAAGAAUGGUAUAAAAAUAUCCCAGUCUACCCUUACAACAAUUCAGCGUAGGCUUGGGCUUCACCGUCGGGUUGUCAACCCAGAAGAUAUUCAAAAUAUAAAUGAUCUUGUCAGGGCGGAAGUUCAGAAACAACUCAACAGUGGGCGUAUUGAAGGCUAUGGGCGAGGCUAUCUCUACCGAUUCUUUCGACUUAAGGGUUAUAAUAUAGCCCGCGAUCGAUUAUAUAGUAUAGUUCAGGAACUUGAUCCGGAUGGGCUUACAAAAAGCCUUCUCUUUAUUUUUCGGGAUUAUUUCCUGAAACUCAGCAAUGAUGGAUAUUUCAAGAAAAAUAGCCUUGCAGAUCGAAUUGCGAUAUUAGCAAUAUAUAUGCCUAUGGCUCGUGAAGAGAUUGCUUCUUAUAUUAACGUAUGGAAUACGCAUGGAAUCAGAAAGCAGUCUCAUCGCAUUAAUAGUAUCAAUGGCCAACCCAACGUUUUAUAUCAUCUAUCAGAAGACGGUAUACAGGAUUAUGGAUCAAAGCCUGAUCAAGUGGUAUUGCAAACAUUGCUUGAUGAGCAUAAUUUUGAACUUAAUGAAUAUCUGCCGCUAGAUACUUUGAAUUGGUGUUAA
Molecule: messenger RNA, 876 nt
Organism: Talaromyces marneffei
Lineage: Eukaryota; Fungi; Ascomycota; Eurotiomycetes; Eurotiales; Trichocomaceae
Exons: 5
Coding region: 1-876 (291 amino acids)
Source: RefSeq, a predicted model, not a curated record